AUGGGACACCUCGUCAGCUUCAACGCCUGGGGCUUUCGAUCUCGAUCCAAUAUUUCCUGGGUUGGAUCGGUACAGAUAUUCCUCCUAUUUGCUAUCGGCGCAUCUCCCGGGUGGGCGCUCGAUGCGGGACGGUUCCGGCCCGUGACCUUUGUCGUGUAUAUCGCCCAUAUUCUAGGGAUAUUCUUGACAUCCAUUUCCUCGAAGUACUGGCAUGUGCUGCUUACCCAAGGCUUUCUAGUUGGCAUUGGCAACGGUCUGUUGUUCUGUCUAACUAUCUCCCUUGUUGGCACUUAUACAGUCCGCAUCUUCGGCGUGAUCACGAUCUUCGCUAGUACUUUGGCCUUUGGCCUACUGAAACCACGGCUUCCGCCACGUCCCUCGGGGUCUGUAGUCGACUGGGCCGCAUUUAACAAGCCACCCUACGUCUUAUAUUGUAUUGGAAUAUCCCUUAUCUUCUUAGGCCUCUAUUUUGCAUUCUAUUACAUUGGGGCAUUCGCCCGGGAUAUCAUUGGCCUAACAUAUACGGAGUCUAUCAAUCCUAUUCUCAUCAUCAAUGGUGUGAGAUAUGUUGGGCGUAAUUUGCCUGCUAUAAUCGCUGACAAAUAUUUUAGAGCGUUGAACGCCAUCAUACCUUGUGCUUUUGGGUCUGGAAUUCUUCUAUUUGGUUGGAUUGGUGUUCACGAUCAAAGAGGUCAAAUUUCUUUUGCUGUCGUAUAUGGAAUUGCCGCUUCAGUGGUACAGAGCAUGUUCGCCAUCGCUCUCUCGAGUUUAACGACAGAUCUUGGCAAGCUUGGUACACGUAAUGGUAUGUGUUUUGCCAUUAUUUCUAUUUCUACGUUGAUCGGGCCGCACAUUGCUGGUGUUCUCAUUGAUGAGGCGGGUGGGAGUUAUUUACACGCUCAGGCAUAUGCCGUGGCUGCAGGUAGCUUAGUCCUGAUGGCCGCUCGCCUCUACAAAACCGGUCCUGGUCUUAUUGCACAAGCAUGA
Molecule: messenger RNA, 987 nt
Organism: Xylaria bambusicola
Lineage: Eukaryota; Fungi; Ascomycota; Sordariomycetes; Xylariales; Xylariaceae
Product: MFS general substrate transporter
Exons: 4
Coding region: 1-987 (328 amino acids)
Cellular component (GO): fungal-type vacuole membrane
Source: RefSeq, a predicted model, not a curated record